Molecule: messenger RNA, 8035 nt
Organism: Lepus europaeus (European hare)
Lineage: Eukaryota; Metazoa; Chordata; Mammalia; Lagomorpha; Leporidae
Gene: IRS1
Product: insulin receptor substrate 1
Exons: 2
Coding region: 78-3806 (1242 amino acids)
Biological process (GO): insulin receptor signaling pathway
Cellular component (GO): plasma membrane; cytosol
Molecular function (GO): insulin receptor binding; phosphatidylinositol 3-kinase binding
Source: RefSeq, a predicted model, not a curated record
GGCCGUGGCGAGGAGCCUCCGCCCCCCACCCAGUUGUUUUUCCGCUCCUGCCUCUGCUCGGCGGCGGCGGCGGCAGCAUGGCGAGCCCUCCGGAGACCGAAGGCUUCUCGGACGUGCGCAAGGUGGGCUACCUGCGCAAACCCAAGAGCAUGCACAAGCGCUUUUUCGUGCUGCGGGCCGCCAGCGAGGCGGGGGGCCCGGCGCGCCUCGAGUACUACGAGAACGAGAAGAAGUGGCGGCACAAGUCGAGCGCCCCCAAACGCUCGAUCCCCCUGGAGAGCUGCUUCAACAUCAACAAGCGGGCUGACUCCAAGAACAAGCACCUGGUGGCUCUCUACACCCGGGACGAACACUUUGCCAUUGCGGCAGACAGCGAGGCCGAGCAGGACAGCUGGUACCAGGCUCUCCUGCAGCUGCACAACCGCGCCAAGGGCCACCACGAUGGGGCCUCGGCCACCGGGGCGGGAGGCGCUGGGGGCAGCUGCAGCGGCAGCUCUGGCCUGGGCGAGGCUGGAGAGGACUUGAGCUACGGGGACAUGCCCCCAGGACCCGCCUUCAAGGAGGUCUGGCAGGUGAUCUUGAAACCCAAAGGCCUGGGGCAGACAAAGAAUCUGAUCGGCAUCUACCGCCUGUGCCUGACCAGCAAGACCAUCAGCUUCGUGAAGCUGAACUCGGAGGCCGCGGCCGUGGUGCUGCAGCUGAUGAACAUCAGGCGCUGCGGCCACUCCGAGAACUUCUUCUUCAUCGAGGUGGGCCGCUCCGCCGUGACGGGCCCCGGCGAGUUCUGGAUGCAGGUGGAUGACUCCGUGGUGGCCCAGAACAUGCACGAGACCAUCUUGGAGGCCAUGCGGGCCAUGAGCGACGAGUUCCGCCCUCGCAGCAAGAGCCAGUCCUCCUCCAACUGCUCCAACCCCAUCAGCGUCCCCCUGCGCCGGCACCAUCUCAACAACCCGCCGCCCAGCCAGGUGGGGCUGACGCGCCGCUCACGCACCGAGAGCAUCACCGCCACCUCCCCGGCCAGCAUGGUGGGCGGGAAGCCAGGUUCCUUCCGGGUCCGCGCCUCCAGCGAUGGCGAAGGCACCAUGUCGCGCCCAGCCUCGGUGGACGGCAGCCCGGUGAGCCCCAGCACCAACAGGACCCACGCCCACCGGCAUCGGGGCAGCUCCCGGCUGCACCCGCCGCUCAACCACAGCCGCUCCAUACCCAUGCCUUCUUCUCGCUGCUCGCCGUCGGCCACCAGCCCCGUCAGUUUGUCGUCCAGCAGCACCAGUGGCCACGGCUCCACCUCGGACUGUCUCUUCCCGCGGCGGUCGAGCGCCUCUGUGUCCGGCUCUCCCAGCGAUGGCGGCUUCAUCUCCUCCGACGAGUAUGGCUCGAGUCCUUGCGACUUUCGAAGUUCCUUCCGCAGUGUCACUCCCGAUUCCCUGGGCCACACCCCGCCAGCCCGCGGCGAGGAGGAGCUCAGUAACUACAUCUGCAUGGGCGGCAAAGGGGCCUCCACCCUGGCCGCCCCCAACGGUCAUUACAUUUUGGCUCGCGGUGGCAAUGGCCACCGCUACAUCCCCGGGGCGGGCCUGGGCGUGAGCCCCGCCCUGGCUGCGGAGGAUGCAGCCAGCGCCGCCGACCUGGAGAAUCGCUUCCGGAAGCGAACUCACUCGGCGGGCACCUCCCCUACCAUUUCGCACCAGAAGACCCCAUCGCAGUCCUCGGUGGAGUAUACAGAGAUGAUGCCUGCCUACCCACCGGGAGGUGGCAGUGGAGGCCGACUGCCCGGCUACAGGCACUCCGCCUUCGUGCCCACCCACUCCUACCCCGAGGAGGGUCUGGAGAUGCACCCCUUGGAGCGCCGCGGGGGCCACCACCGGCCGGACUCCUCCACUCUCCACACUGACGAUGGCUACAUGCCCAUGUCGCCGGGGGUGGCCCCGGUGCCAGGGAGCAGCCGCAAGGGCAGUGGGGACUACAUGCCCAUGAGCCCCAAGAGUGUGUCUGCCCCUCAGCAGAUCAUCAACCCCAUCAGACGCCACCCCCAGAGAGUGGACCCCAAUGGCUACAUGAUGAUGUCCCCCAGUGGCAGCUGCUCCCCUGACAUUGGAGGUGGGCCCAGCAGUAGCAGCGGCAGCAGUGGCGUCAGCGCCGCCCCUUCCGGGAGCAGCUACGGCAAGCUGUGGACCAAUGGGGUAGGGGGCCACCACUCUCACGCCCUGCCUCACCCCAAACCCCCUGCGGAGAGCAGUGGUGGCAAGCUCUUACCUUGCACAGGUGAAUACAUGAACAUGUCGCCAGUGGGGGACUCCAACACCAGCAGCCCCUCAGACUGCUACUAUGGCCCUGAGGACCCCCAGCACAAGCCAGUCCUCUCCUACUACUCACUGCCAAGGUCCUUUAAGCACACCCAGCGUCCGGGGGAGCUGGAGGAAGGUGCCCGGCACCAGCACCUCCGCCUCUCCUCUAGCUCUGGUCGCCUUCUCUAUGCUGCGACAGCUGAAGAUUCUUCUUCCUCCACCAGCAGCGACAGCCUGGGUGGUGGAUACUGUGGGGCUAGGCCAGAGCCUGGCCUCCCGCAUCCCCACCAUCACGUCCUGCAGCCCCACCUGCCUCGAAAGGUGGACACAGCUGCUCAGACCAACAGCCGCCUGGCUCGGCCCACAAGGCUGUCCCUGGGGGAUCCCAAGGCCAGUACCUUGCCUCGGGUUCGAGAGCAGCAGCAGCAGCAGCAGCAGCCCCUGCCGCACCCUCCGGAGCCCAAGAGCCCAGGGGAGUAUGUGAAUAUUGAAUUUGGGAGUGAUCAACCUGGCUACCUGUCUGGCCCUGUGGCUUCCCACAGCUCUCCCUCUAUCAGGUGUCCACCCCAGCUCCAGCCAGCUCCCCGAGAGGAAGAGACUGGGACCGAGGAGUACAUGAACAUGGACCUGGGACCCGGCCGGAGGGCAACCUGGCAGGAGAACACAGGGGCUGACUUGGGCAGAGUGGGCCCUGCACCUCCUGGGGCAGCUAGCGUUUGCAGGCCCACCCGGGCAGUGCCCAGCAGCCGAGGCGACUACAUGACCAUGCAGAUGGGUUGUUCCCGCCAGAGCUACGUGGAUACCUCCCCAGUGGCCCCUGUCUGCUAUGCUGACAUGCGGGCAGGCAUUGCUGCCGAGGAGGCCAGCCUGCCCCGGGCCACAGCGGCUGCUCCUUCCUCAUCCUCAGCAGCCUCUUCUUCCCCCACUGAGCCUCAAGGAGCAGCUGAACUGGCUACUCGCUCCUCCCUGCUGGGAGGGCCACAAGGACCCGGGGGCAUGAGUGCCUUCACCCGGGUGAACCUCAGUCCGAACCGCAACCAGAGUGCCAAAGUGAUCCGUGCAGACCCACAGGGGUGCCGGAGGAGGCAUAGCUCAGAGACCUUCUCCUCUACACCCAGUGCCACCCGGGCGGGCAACACGGUGUCUUUCGGAGGGGGCGCUGCAGGAGGGGGCAGCGGCGGCAGCGGCAGUGAGGAUGUGAAACGCCACAGCUCUGCUUCCUUUGAGAAUGUGUGGCUGAGGCCCGGGGAGCUGGUGGGAGCCCCCAAGGAGACAGCCCAAGUGUGUGGGGCUGCUGGGGGUUUGGAGAAUGGUCUUAACUACAUAGAUCUGGAUUUGGUCAAGGACUUCAAACAGCGCCCUCAGGAGCGCCCCCCUCAGCCGCAGCCUCCCCAGCCUGUGCCCCCUCAUCCUCAUCCGCCCCUGGGCAGCGGUGAGAGCAGCUCCACCAGCCGCUCCAGUGAGGAUUUAAGCGCCUAUGCCAGCAUCAGUUUCCAGAAGCAACCAGAGGACCGCCAGUAGCUCAACUGGACAUCACAGCAGAAUGAAGACCUAAACAACCUCAGCAAAUCCUCCUUUAACUCAUGGGUACCCAGACUCUAAAUAUUUCAUGAUUCACAACUAGGACCUCACUUCCUCCUCCUCAGUAGAUGGUACGAUGCAUCCAUUUCAGUUUGUUUACUUUAUACAAUCCUCAGGAGUUCGUUGACUGAACUGCACGUUCUAUAUUGUGCCAAGCAAAAAAGCACUGUGACACCAGGACAAUGACUCUUCAUAAACUUCAUCUUCAACCUUAAGGACUUGGCUGGCCGUGAUGAGUUGACAUGCCCACCACAUGCCGUCACGGAGAAUGGGUUUCCUCUCAUCGCAUUGACAAGAUUCAUUUCAUCUGCUGCUGAAACUGUGUGCGACAAAGCAUUGUUGUAAAUUAUUUCAUACGAAAUUGUUCACAUUGGGUGGAGAGAGUAUUAAAUAUUUAACAUAGGUUUUGAUUUAUAUGUGUAAUUUUUAAAAGGAAAAAGUAACUUUUCUUACAGCACAUCUUUUUUUUUUUUGGAUGUGGAACUGAGGUAUACAAUGUUCUGUUGUAAAGAGUGGAGCAAAUGCUUAAAACAAGGCUAAAAAGAGUAGAAUAGGGUAUGAUCCUUGUUUUAAGAUUGUAAUUCAGAAAAAUAAUAUAAUAAGAAUACUAGUGCCAUAGAUGGUUCUCAAUUGUAUAGUUAUAUUUGCUGAUACUAUCUCUUGUAAUAUAGACCUGAUGUUGAGCUGAGUUCCUUACAAGAAGUAAUAUUAAUUUUGUAUUUUUCCUGUAAGACAAUAGGCCAUGUUAAUUAAACUGAAGAAGGAUUUAUUCUACUGGGUGUUUUCAAAUGUGGGCUUAAAAUUGGCAACUGAAUGGAAGCAAAAUUACAAGAAAAGGAAAUCCAAGUCUUCCAUUGUAUAUAUUGUAAAGAGAAGGAGGCGAGAGUGAUCCCUUCAAAUCAAAAGCUCUCUUUGGAAUGAACAAUGUGGGUGUUUGUAAAUUCUGGAAAUGUCUUUCUAUUCAUAAUAAACUAGAUACUGUUGAUCUUUUCUUCUCUCCCUCCCCCUCCCCCUACUUCUGUAAGCUUCCCUCUCUAUUCCCAUCGGGUGUUUUUUCUGUUGCACAAGUUAUAAUAUUUCAUUUCCUGCAUUAUCUUGAGAAAAGUGGAAAGACAAGUGAGUGCUUGCUAACCAGAAAUUAAAAUUCCAGAAAGUGUUUUUUAUCAUGACCAGGGCUAUAUCUCACUUUCCUUAAGACCCUUAUCUCGUGUUUUCUGAGAAUGCCCAGUGUUCUCGUAGAAAUUGAAUGUAAUUCUGUUUGCCCUGAUGGGUACUGGCCUAUUAGUGUUUGGUUAUUAACACUCAGUAUACAGAGAGCAUAUCCAAACAUGAAGACCUGGUAUGGGAACAUCUAGCUAGCAGUGAAAAUCUUAAUCCUCUUCUUGUUUGCAAAAUCUAUGCAUCUUGGAAGUUUUCCAUUUGAGAUUAGACGUGGCAGUGAACACAUUUCAAAAUGUUACCUAUGGAAUUUUUAAUCUUUUGCCAGGAAACUUCCUAAAGGCUAAAUGAGUUGGUGCAAAUAUCAGACUCCCUCUGAGUCAAUGUGAAGUCUAUAUUAGGAAUUGCUAGCCCUGCAGUUGGGAGGAGCAGUGUUUUAUUUCUCUGAAGGGUUGAGCUCCCUGGGUGGGGCUACAAGGAAGGGGCCUUGGUUGGAGCCCUGAUCAGUUGGUUGCAGUCCCUUGCUGUCCUCGAAAGAGUGGAGAUAAUGGAACCCACACGCUGCCGAGGCCCAUGUCACUGUUGAUUCAAAGAGAUGGCAUGUACCUCACAGAUUGUUGUACAAUGUUCCUUGUUGCAGAUUUUAAUCAUUUGCAUGCUCAUCAAUUUCUGAGAUAAAUAGGUCGAUAGUCAUAAGAAUACAUUGUUUUCAAGAAAGUUGCUGAAUGACAUCAUUUCCUAUUCUAGGGAACACUACCAGUUUUGAAAAUCUGAUGUGAAAGUUGUUUUUUUUUUUUUUUUUUUUUUUUAAAAAAAAGAAAAAAGACUAGCUUAUCAUUUUUCAAGUAUUCUGAUUCAUACCAUUUCUUACAGUAUAAGAAGGAAGCAAGCUACCCUGCUGUCUUCUACUAUGUACUUAACUAAAGAGAAAUCUGUGAGCACAGUCAGUCCCAACCAUUUUCCUAGAGAGCUGGUUAGUGUUUCUCAAAGAAACUAUUCUUUGAAUAUGUGUUAACCAAGAUACCUCUGCAUGUAGAAUUAUGGACAUAUUUUUGGGUGAGAACAGAAAGAAACAGACUGGAAAAAAUCCAUCUCUUAAUUUCUAUUCCUCUGACGUUUUGUGGAGCUGGAUAGCAUUAAGGUAGAAAUUCUUGAAGCUGCUUCUGGUGGCACGUAGUUGGGUUUGAUGGUGGUACCGAGCCUUAUCGAUUUAAAACUGGAAGUUGCUGGUACUCAAGCCAAAAACUCGUGCCCUGGCUACACGAAAGGUUUACUUUGAGCAACAUCAGCUGCUAAGUUCUUGUGUGCAGUUCUUCUUGAAGAGAGUUGGCUUUUAUCCAUUUCACAGUAUUUGUAGGCAGCCAAUGGUUUACAGUAAUGGGGCUUCUCCUAGCCUCUGGUUAACCUAGAAGUUCGUGGCCUUUUCUUUCUGAGACCAACCUUUCAGAGUGCUCUUUCUUAGAGACAUAGGCAGAGUUUAAAACUUCUCCUUUGAGGAAAGAACAAGUGUGUUUUGUGACUUUGAUGAUAUCUUCAUUGUGGGACAAAGAAUGGCCCUAGACCCAGCUAGAAGUGAAGAGACUCUGUUAAUGAACAACUCCCCGAGUCAACAGUGACAAAUCAGCACCGAUGUUACAGCAGUGGCUAUUUCUUGCCAACUUUUAAAGGUCAGGGAUUCUCUUCACUAAUUUAGUGACUGAAAAAAUGGAUCUACUUAAAAUCUUUUAGCCAGAAGUAGAAAUAUCUAACCUUUCCCCCACUGGCUUUUGUCUUCUAGCAGUCAUUUAAAUCUGACCUGUUUAAAGUGUUAAACAAUGUUACCAUACUGUGGGAAAUGAGAUUUUACAAUAUCACAGCCCUAUUUUAUUCCAUCUUGCAUUGUGAUUGCAAUAUGCCACACAGAUUUGUAAAUAUGUCUGCUGCAAGCAGUUUAAAAAUGGGAGAAGGGGUCACUCACUGUUAACAAGAGCCUUUAAAAAAUAGCAUGGAUGUACAGCACUCCUAACUGCUGUGACGGUGAUCCCAUGUUUGAUCUCAUGCUGCUUUGGUAGCGCUCUGUUGGUCCGUCACAAAAGGAGGCCCUGAAACCAGACACUGGGAAUUCAGAACUUGAUUAAGGAUAGAUGAGAUCCCUUUGGAAGGCUUGCAAAGGAGAAUGAGUGGAAGCUCAAUAAUGAAUUUGUUUCUUUGCAGUGAAUGACGGGGCAGUUUGUGUUCUGAGGACACAGUGAGUGUUAGCGCCAAGUGAUGCUCUAUGUAUACAUAUAGGCUAUUGAGAGGAUGAAGCAUGCUCUUCCCAGGGGUGAGAGGAAUUACAGCCUUGCCAAUACUAAGACAAGGACCUCCAUCCAGGCUAUGAGCUUAGUUAAGGAGAACAAAAACAGCCUUUUCAUAACCAGUAGAUCAUCAAGGCUUAACCACUGGUGCCUUUGGUCAUUUCUAAACCAAGCCUGAGGUUCUUCCAUGGCUCUGAGUAUGUCUCAAGGUGUGGAUAGGAAAUGGGCGGGUCAGGUGGUGUGUUGGGUGUCUCACUGUCUGUUACUAAAGUGUCAGAUUAGGUGCUGGGAGGAAGUAGAAUAAUUGGAAGUGUUUGGACCUACUCUUAAGGAUUUUAUCAUUAAUAAGGAGCUUACCUUUAGCUAAUAUGGUUAGAAAACAUAGGACUUAGAUGGAGAGUUAUCUUCCUUUCCUAGUUUGUCGAUGACUUGGCUUUUGUGAUGUUUACACCAAGAGAUCUGGUGUUUUAGGAUUUUGCCAUUCACCUGGCACUUACAUUUCUCUCUUUGCUUAUGCUGUUGCUUUCCUCAGUGUUAGCCAACAUGCGAUAUAAUAGGACAAAUUCACUAAGCAGGAAAACUCGUCGGUGUUUGUGUAGACAUCUUUAGCAUAUAUUUUUUUAGGUCUUUGCCAUUGGCUUCAGAAUGUAGUUCCAGAACAACUUUUCUCACAAAGUAUUUUCCUUACCCUUCUUGGCUACAGGGUGGGCCAAAUAAAAACCAUGGAUCUUUUCA